Messenger RNA from Dictyostelium purpureum, 2103 nucleotides. RefSeq lists its product as uncharacterized. The record is from RefSeq and is a predicted model, not a curated record. Gene Ontology annotation, molecular function: protein binding; heme binding; iron ion binding. Bases 1 to 2103 code for a protein of 700 amino acids. The transcript is spliced from 2 exons. Lineage: Eukaryota; Evosea; Eumycetozoa; Dictyosteliales; Dictyosteliaceae.
AUGUUAAAUGACCCAUUGAACGAUCAAAACCAGUUAGAUGCAGCGUGGUGUAUUACAAAUAUAGCAAGUUGUGAACAUGAGCAUACAGAAUCAAUAUCAAUGGCAACACCACUAUUAAUUAAUCAUCUAUCAACAAGAAAUAGUACAUUACAAGAUCAAUGUGCAUGGGCACUGGGUAAUAUUGCAUUGGAUUCAGUGGAGCAAAGAGAUGUCUUAUUACACCAAGGUAUACUACCUCCAAUGAUCGAGAUGCUGUCAUCUAAAAUCCCGUCACUUACAAUUACAACAUGCUUUACACUUUCGUCAAUACUAUCAGAAAAUUUAGCAAAAAAACAAAGUUAUUUAGAUUUAUUCAAAGAUAAUAAAAUAUUUGAGCUAUUAAAUGAGCAAAUUUUAUUUAGAAAGCUAAGAAUAGAUAAAACCAAUAACAACUAUCAAAUUGAAGUUUUAAACUAUUUACUAUGGUUAUUAAAUGAUAUUUUAUUUCAAUUCGAUAAUUUUAAUCAACAAUACCCAACCGAAUAUAUAAUAAAUGAAACAAAAUUAACAAGCAAUACCCUAUCAAUAUUUUUAAUAAUAAUAGAGUUAUUUACAAAUAUAUUUAAUAGUAGUAAUAGUAGUUUAUCAUUAUUAGUUGUACCAUGUAUUAGAAUUUUUGGCUUGGUUGUAGUUAAACCUACAAUAUUUAUACCAAUUUUAAGAGAACUCCAAAAAUCAAAUAAACUAGAAUCACUAAUAGCAUCAAUAAUUUAUAGCUCUGUGGAUAAUAAAAAUAGACUUGAUAAUGUGGCAUAUAGUAUUGAUAAACUAUACAAACAAUAUGGACCCAUAUAUAGACUUAGAUUAGGAAAUGUAGAAACUGUUGUAUUAACUGGAAAUGAAAUGUUGGAAGAAUGUUUUUUAAAAAAAAAGAAGGAAUUUCAUGAAAGAUUUGUUCGAACUAGUAGAAAACAAAACAAUGGUUUAGAUAUCAUUCACACAAACGGGGAUUAUUGGCACACUUUAAAGAAUGUGGUUUUAACAGAAAUGACAACUAGAAAGAUAAAAAGCUAUCAGCCUGAAAUUCAAUAUCAGGUGGAAAAUAUGAUAUCCCAAAUUUAUAAAGAUGAUGAUUCAAUUGUUACAAAUAUAACAUUUUCAAUUAAAGAAAUGCUUUUAAACAUAAUGCUCAAGCUAGUUUUUGGUACUCAUGAAAAUUUAGAAACAAAAAGCCAACUUAUUGAAUCAAUCACACGAUUUUUCCAAUCUUCAGGUCAGUUUAUAUACUCAGAUUAUGUACCAUUUUUAUUACCAAUAGAUAUAAUCAAUCUAACCAGAAACAGCCUAUUCAAAGAUUUUAAAGUUUUAACAGACUACUCUAAAAGCAUAAUUGAUGAUUAUGAAAAGAACUAUGAUGAAUAUAACAAUUUAAGCAAAACAAAUGCAGAUGAAAGUGAGCAAAGGAAGAAAUCAAUGAUGGAAUGCUAUUUUGAAAAAUAUAAAGAGGGUGAAAUUAAAUAUGAAAGUGUAAUUAACUCAUCAACCAAUUUAAUUUUAGCAGGUACUGAUAGUAGUUCAAAUACAUUGUCAUUCUUAAUAGCAGCACUUAUUAACAAUCCAGAAAUUCAAGAAAAAAUCUAUAGUGAAAUUACACACAAUUUAAAAGGUGACGAUAUAUCAACAUCAGAUCAUUUAAAGUGUCCAUUCACCGUUGCAGCUAUUAAAGAGGCCCAUAGAUUAUUUUCUGUAGCACCUUUAUCAGAACCACACCAAACAUCAGAAGAUGUAGAAAUAAUGGGUUAUAAAAUAUCCAAAGGAACACAAAUCAUUCAAAAUCUAUAUUCCACUCACAGAUCUGAUGAAUAUUGGGAAAAUGCUUUAAAAUUUAUACCAGAAAGAUUUUUAAACCCAAAAGAAAAACCAUCAUACCACUUUUCACUUGGAUUACGUCAAUGUUUGGGAAAAUCAUUUGCUGACUAUGUAUUAUUUACCACCACCGUUACUCUUAUUAGAAACUAUAAAUUUUGCAAUCCAAACCCAUCAGUUCCAAUUAGUGAAGAGGGAACUUUUGGACUUGUAUUAAAUUGUCCUGAAUACUCUGUUCAAUUAAAAAAACGUAUUUAA